AUGACGUGGACCAGAGGCCAUGUUCUUGGCCGGGGGUCCUCUGCCACCGUCUCCACCGCCACCUCCACCACCACCGGAGAGGUUUUUGCAGUCAAAUCCGUUGUUUUAUCACAGUCGGAGACUUUGCAAAGAGAACAAAAGUUUCUUUCCAUUUUGAGUAGUCCUUAUGUGGUAAACUACAAAGGGUACGACAUUACUAGAGAAGAAAACAAGAAAAUGUACAACUUACUAAUGGAGUACAUGCCAGGAGGUUUGGAGUACCUUCAUUCGAAUGGAGUAGUGCAUUGUGAUAUCAAGGGUGCGAAUUUGUUGGUUGAUGAAAAUGGAGUCAAAAUUGCGGACUUUGGUUGCGCGAAGUGGGCUAGUGAAGGUGUGGCAGUUUGUGGGACGCCGGUGUUCAUGGCACCUGAAGUGGCUCGAGGGGAAGAACAGGGGUUUGCAGCCGAUAUAUGGGCUGUUGGAUGUGUGGUGAUUGAAAUGGCCACAGGUGGUUUACCAUGGACGAAUGUUAGCGACCCUGUUUCAGUUCUUUACAAAAUUGGAUUUUCCGGUGAAUCGCCGGAGAUCCCAGGUGGUUUUUCAUAUCAAGCGAAGGAUUUUAUCAGCAAAUGUUUGAUACAGGAUUCGAAGGAGAGGUGGGGAGCGACGGAGCUUCUCAAACACCCGUUUCUCGAACAAUUAAAGCGUCACACAAAGGAAAUUACGGAUCGCGAUUUGCGAACAGGUUCACCAACCAGUAUACUUGAUCGAGACGUCUGGAAUUCAAUGGAGGAGCCGGCAUUAGUGGGUAGUGAUUUUAUCCGGCAAUCGUGUUCGUCGUGCUCUUUGCGGCAAAGGAUCGAACAGCUGGCGGGGAACUCAGAAAAGGUAAAGUGGACAUUGAAGGUGGAGGAGGAGAUUGAUUGGAUGACAAUCAGAAGCAACGAAAGUAGUGGGCGGUGGCGGCGAUGA
Lactuca virosa is the source of this 951-nucleotide messenger RNA. The record is from the annotation of a GenBank genome assembly. NCBI's taxonomy places the organism in Eukaryota, Viridiplantae, Streptophyta, Magnoliopsida, Asterales, Asteraceae.